AUGUCAAUGUUUAGAUCAUUUAAAGAUUUACAUAGGCGCUCGUUGGAUAUGGACGAUAGUAGCAACAGCAGCGGUAGUAAUAGUAGUAAUCAAAGUAACAAUAAUCACUAUAAUAGUACUAGUCAUCAACAUGGAAUGGACCAAACACAAACACAAUCAUUAAAUACCAAUAGCAAUGAAAACAAUCAUUAUUUAAAUAAUCAAAAUAAUAAUAAUAAUAAUAAUAAUAAUAACAAUAAUAUGAAUAAUAAUAGUAAUAGUAGUAAUGGUAGUAAGGAUGAUUCACCAAAAGUUAGAAGAAGAAGAUCAGCUAGCGAUGUAGCACAAAAUAAUGAUUUAAAACGAGCAUUUCGAAUAUAUUGGGCAAGCGAUGACCACAUGUAUUGGACAUUUCUAUUAGAUGCAACAAAUACUGUCGGAGAUAUUACAGAUGGAUUAAAAACAAAGGUUCCAACAGGAGUUCAAGUCUAUUUGUACAAGAGAACCAAAGGAAAUUUUGGUAGAUGGAAAGAUAGAAGACUUUCAAACGAAGACAAGGUGUGGGAUAUAGUAGACAAGCGUCGCGACAAGUCAAAGUCUGACCCGAUAUUUGUUGUAAAAAAGAAGAAAUCAUCCAAUUUGAACCUUGUGACAAAGAAAUCACAACUCGAUUCGUCGACAACUCACAACUCGUCGUCAUCGUCGUCGUCGUCGGCUACUUCCUCCUCUUCAUUGCAGGCUGCUUUAUCAACUACAUUGGGUGGAUCAUCUUCAUCUACCUCUGCCGAUUCAACUCUAUCACCUUUAACAAACUCUGGUGAAAUUUUAAAUAAUAAUAAUAAUAAUAAUAGUGGAAAUAGUAGUACUAGUAGUCAUCACACUGGAAUCAAUCAUAUCACUAAUAGUCAGAGUACAAGUUCAAACAACUUGUACAAUAAUAACCAUAAUACUACAUCUUAUCAACACCAUUCCAAUAAUAAUAAUAAUAAUAAUAAUAAUAAUUCUGGUCAAGGUAGUUCAUCAAGUAGUAGUAGUAGUACUCCACCAACACCCUAUCUCAAUACAUCUCCUGUACCUAUUCGUAUAGCAAAUAGUAAUAGUACUAGUAAUAAUAAUAUUAUUCCAACUACUCAACAACAAUCUCAAACAUCUCAACCUCCACCUCAACAACCUCAAAAUGGUAAUGGAUUAAAAACAACAAUGGAAAUUGCUCCACCUGUUGUUGUUGUAGCACCUACAUCAACUUCUUCAACUACUACACAACAACAACAACCACAACCAAUACAAUCAUCAUCAUCUAAACCAAUGAAAAUAUCUGCCAUUUCUGGUAGUAAUGUAAAUAAUAAUAAUAACAAUAAUAAUAACCUUAAUAAUAAUAAUAAUUCUCCAUCACCAACAAUUAGUAUAAAUUCUCAACCAAUUCAAAGACCAUCAAGUCCAUUAAAUUCGAUUAGUAAUAGUAGCCAUUUGAAAAAAGUUGGUGGUGGUGGUAGUAGCAGUAGCAGUGGCAACAAGAAUAAUAGACUAUCGAUACAAGAUCCCAACAAGGAGAUUAUGAGAUUGAUGAGAUUCUAUUUUAGCGAAAUGAGCUCGUUUGGAGGACAAGAGGGCGGUGGUCGAUUCUUUACGAUUGCCGUGCACAAGGAGACUACGGCACGAGACGUUGGCAUUUCGAUCGAACAGAAACUAGCUCUUCCAGAGGCAUCGAUUACCGUCUAUUUGGUUUUGCCGGUUCAAAGCAAUGGAAGCAAGAUUGAACGAAUGUUGGGAGACGAUGAAUCAAUCAUCGACAUUAAAGAUUCUUGGGAAGAUCCUUCACAAACUUUCUUUUUAGUCAAAGAAAGUACUAUUUAUCGACAAUUACAACAACAAUUUAAUAAUUUAUCAAAUAACAACAACAAUGUAUUUAAUCAAUCAACAUCCUUGACCAAUAAUCAAAAUAAUAAUCAAAUUAAUAACAAUCAAAAUAAUAAUCAAAAUAAUAAUAAUCAAAAUACUACUGGAAACAAGAGAUCAUCUAGGAGUUUAUUACCGGGCGUUUUAACGGCGGCUGGAAAUAAUAAUGGAAAUAAUAAUGGAGGCAAUGCAACAAAUGGUCAUGAACCAAUUGUUAUACCAAGUGAAUGGAGAAGAUCGACCGAUGCAAUAUCACUAAGAUCUAGUGAAGAUUUGUGGAAACGAAAAUCGAUACCAAUCUUUUUACAAGUGUCACCUGCUUCACCUCACAAGUCGGUUGGUAUUAGCUCGCCACUUGCCAAUAUGGUAGCGUCGGCUAAUCAAGGUCAAAAUGUGACCGAUGACGAGGGUGAUGAUUCAGACGAGGAGUCUGAGCUCGACUUGACGUUGUUGCGUGGUUGGGUGCAUUGGAUCCCGUCGGUGGAACUCGAGUAUAUUAAGCGUAUUGGUAGUGGCACGUACAGCAAGGUGUACAAGGGAGCAGCUGAUUGCGCAGCAACAACUCCAGCUCCAGCAGCAGUUACAGCAGCAGUUCAAGUCGCAAGAGGAGCUGCAUCUUGCAGACGAGGAGUUGCAGCGUCCACCCACCGCCACCACCACGACAACCACUUCACAACGACCCUGUCAACCACAACCACCACCACAACUACCACAAGCACCAAAACCAUCAUUACCACCACCAAAAAGAUUGGAACUGCUGUCGGCGAUGAGCAACAUGUCGGCGGCAGUAUAGUUGAUCGAGCCGGAGAAGAUGCAAUGAAAAAUGUAUUAAAGAAUAAUUCUUGUAAUAAUAACAGUAUAUUGGAAAAUAAUAAUAAUAAUAAUAAUAAUAAUAGUCAAUCGGUGGCACAUGUACAUGCAGCAACAGCAAUGGCAAUUGCCUCCAUUUUAAAAGAAGAUUUGACAACAAACAACAAAUUGGUAACAACAACAAGUAUUAGUAGUGCAAAUGUUGAACAAUAA
Messenger RNA from Cavenderia fasciculata, 2898 nucleotides. It is a transcript of the gene phg2, whose product is annotated as protein serine/threonine kinase. The record is from RefSeq and is a predicted model, not a curated record. The transcript is spliced from 4 exons. The coding region runs from base 1 to 2898 and encodes 965 amino acids. Lineage: Eukaryota; Evosea; Eumycetozoa; Acytosteliales; Cavenderiaceae.